Messenger RNA from Gossypium arboreum, 711 nucleotides. RefSeq lists its product as uncharacterized. Lineage: Eukaryota; Viridiplantae; Streptophyta; Magnoliopsida; Malvales; Malvaceae. Bases 241 to 588 code for a protein of 115 amino acids. The transcript is spliced from 3 exons. The record is from RefSeq and is a predicted model, not a curated record.
AUCAAAAUGAAAAAUGUGUAUAUGAUCGUGUUGCAGAAGUUUGAGAUAAAUUAGGGUUUUCUUUUUCUAUAUGUAUAGCCAUCCGUUUGGGUUGAGAAUGGACUCUCUAACAAUAAUGAAUCUAGAAUUUGAACUUCAUUCAUAUUCCUUUCUUUGUUUGUCGAUAGAAUAGAUAAAUUAGAGUUGGCUAUUAUUUGUUUAAAAAAGAAGUUUAUUUGUAGCCAUGUGUUAGCAUCAUCCAUGUCGCACCGUAAUCAUUACUCUAUGCUCAACAUACUUUUUGACAAGUGCAUGUUCUUACAAAGAAACAAUGACGAGAUUGUCUUGGAUUUUAACCCAACCAUAGGAACCAAAAUUGCACAAUUUAAGAUAUCACGUGUUCAUCAAACCUCCGUUGCUCGGACUCGCCUGAACGGCUGCCACACACAGGAUAUGUGUCCGAUCCUUCCGAAACUGGUAUUAGGUUUUGAAGAAGAAGCGGUGGCGGUGGCCGAUCAGAAGAAAAAAGUUAAAGCUGUACGGCUGACAAAAGAGAGGAGAAGAAGAAGAACCAGCGGCGGCGGGGAAGAAAUGAAGAAAAGAAACUAGGGCACAGUUGUAUGGGCUGAGUGUUUAUGGGCAUUUUUAACCUAAUAUUUGGGUUUUUAAUUAGAUAAUAAGAUAUUAGCCCAAAUAAAUUUGUUUAAUAAAAAUUGAGUUAAUUGCUCAAAA